AUGUCUAUGAAGUCUGCUCUUAAGGGCUCAGCCCUCGCCUUGUUCGCUGCCUCUGUGGUUGAGGCCUCUCCUUUGGAGGCCCGGGCUUGCAACGGAAACAACCUGCUGAACCGCUUCAGAGAUGCCCGCUACACCAGCCAGGCUAUCGCCUUCUGCGAGACUUACAUCCACUCAGUCGUCUACUCGACUGUUACCGUUACCACCGACGCAGCGGCCAUCCCCACGAGCCUGGACAUGCCCCCUUUUUCCACCGUCUACCCCUCUCCCCUGAUCACCACCUCGUAUGAGCCUGCCAAGCUGUCCAGCGCCUGCAGCUGCAUCAACGUCCCGCUCAUCACCCAGCCAGUGACCACCUAUGUCACUCCCGUCAUCACUAGCACUUCUACCUCUUCCUCUUCGUCUUAUUCUUCGUCUUCGUCUUCGCCUUCCUCUUCCUCCACUGAGGAUGCGGGCACUACCUCCACCAGCUCUGAGGUCACCACUUCUUCCUCCACUGAGGCUGCGGGCACUACUUCCACCAGCUCUGAGAUCACCACUUCUUCCUUCACUGAGGCUGCGGGCACUACUUCUACCAGCUCUGAGAUCACCACUUCUUCCUUCACUGAGGCUGCUACUAGCACCUCAUCUGAGACCACUACUUCAACGAGCUCCACGGCUGCCACUUCCACCACUGCCGCUCCCACCGGACCCUCUUCUCUCGGCUGCUGGAGCGAGCCUGCCUCUGGCCGUGCUCUGUCUGAGCGGUACUGGAAUUCCGACAUGACCGUCGGGCUUUGCGCUUCUCUCUGCGAUGGCUAUACCUUCUACGGCGUUGAGUAUGGUUCUGAGUGCUACUGCGGCAAUGAGCUUGCUUCGGACGCCUUCCCCGUUGACUCUAGCCUCUGCGAUGCUAGAUGCUCUGGCAACUCCGCUGAGAUUUGCGGUGGACGCAUGCUACUGAGCCUGUACGAGAACGGCGACUCGGGUGUCCUGCCCACCCCCGGCGGCCCCUUCGACUUUGAGUACGUCGGCUGCUACUCCGAGCCCGACGGCUCCAAGCUCCUGACCACCUCGUAUGCCUCCUCCAAGAUGACCCACGAGAUGUGCUUCUACCUAUGCGGCAACCUCGGCUACACCUAUGCUGGUCUCGAGUACGGCCAGGAGUGCUGGUGCGGCAACAACUUUGAUGACCUAACCCCGCCCCUGGCCGACGACAGGUGCAGCAUGCCCUGCGCUGGUGACGCCACCGAGACCUGCGGCAACGGCAACACCCUGCAGCUGUACGCCCAAUCCACUCGCCAGAUUUCUCGCAACUAG
Messenger RNA from Phaeoacremonium minimum UCRPA7, 1296 nucleotides. Its product is annotated as putative wsc domain-containing protein. Gene Ontology annotation, cellular component: plasma membrane. The transcript is spliced from 3 exons. The record is from RefSeq and is a predicted model, not a curated record. The coding region runs from base 1 to 1296 and encodes 431 amino acids. NCBI's taxonomy places the organism in Eukaryota, Fungi, Ascomycota, Sordariomycetes, Togniniales, Togniniaceae.